AUGAGAGGCUCGGAAUUUCGCGAAACUUCGCCGUCUCAAGAUCCGCUCGACGAUGCGUUCAUUUUGAAUUUGAUCGAAGCUGUUCAGAGGAAUCCAUGUGUAUAUAAUCGGUGAGAAAUGUUUUUUGACUGAAAAAUCUGAAAAUUUCGCAUUUUCAGCUUGAAAAUGAGCUGGAAAAAUGGAUUUUUCAUGAAAAAUUGUGGAUUUUAGCUUCCACAAGCUUGAAAUGUAACAUUCUUGGACAAUUUUAGCUUCUAAAAGCUCAAAAUUGCUCAUUUUUGCUCCAAGAAGCAAAAUGUUGCUCAUUUAAGCUCAAAAUUGUUCAUUUCUGUCUGAAAUUGCUCAUUUUAGCUUCUAAAAGUUUAAAAUUGCUCAUUUUUGCUCAAAAAUCCCUCAAAAUCCAUCAUUUUCGACCGCAUUUCUACCAAAAACCUCAAAAAUCUUCCAGCUACGACCCACUGCACAAAAUCACCGACUACAAACACGAAGUGUGGCGACUCAUCGCUACAGAAACCGAAUUCGACGGUCAACCCGUGGAAUUGGAGCGUAAAUGGCGACAUAUGAGGGAUAAAUAUGUGCGGCUGAGGAAACAGGACAAAUUACAGGCCCCGAUCAAGAAAUCCAAUAAAUGGUGAGCAAAAAUCGAUAUUUUUGGUCAAAAAUAAGCCAAAAAUCGAAAUUUUUGGUCAAAAACAAGCUAAGAAACGUCUAAAAUGCUUCCAGGUACAACUAUUUUCAAAAAAUGUCGUUCCUGGAUCCCUACGUCGAACAUCGUAAUCGAAAAAAUCGAAAAGACGGUGAAAACAAAUCGGACGACGAGGAUUUCGACCAAAAUCACAUCGAAAUCACCAAUUCCGACGCGUUCAAUCAACUCUACGAAUCGCUUCUCCUCAAAUCCGGACCGAUUUCAGAUUCGGGAGAAUCGUCGGAAAAUGUGAGUGCUGAAAAUCCGGUGGAAAAUCCGAUGGAAAAUGAGCUUGAGCCAAGUUUAAUGCUCCAAAAUAUCCCGAAAAUUGAGGCGAGUCGAAAGCGAAAAAGAGGAGGAGAUUUUGAGCACGCGAAUUUCGAGGAAGAAGAUGAGGUCUCACUUUUUGUCCGAUCUAUCGCUAAAAGCCUGGCAUCUAUGGAUAAACGGACGUUUUCAAAGACCAGGAUCGAAAUUUCCAAGGUUUUGUACGAUUGUCAAUUUGGAGAUGAGGCCUAA
Caenorhabditis angaria is the source of this 1204-nucleotide messenger RNA. The record is from the annotation of a GenBank genome assembly. NCBI's taxonomy places the organism in Eukaryota, Metazoa, Nematoda, Chromadorea, Rhabditida, Rhabditidae.